CAUGGGAGUUUGGCAUCCUGCUUAAGAGGUAUAAUUGAUUAAUUUGCGUGUAUAUAUUUGCAGCCCAUUUGAUGUUAAGAACCCAUAUUUAUCCAAAAUAUCAGUUAAUCGUGAGCUCCACAAGUCAGGUGAUCGCUCUUGUAUGCAUAUUGAGUUUAAUAUUGAUGGAACAAAGAUGAAGUAUGACGCAGGAGAUCAUGUGGCCGUCUAUCCCAAAAAUUCUUCUGAAUUAGUAGAGAAAAUUGGAGAAUUGUUAAAUGCAGAUCUAGAUACUGUAUUUUCAUUGUUGAACACUGAUGAGGAAUCCAGUAAAAAACAUCCAUUCCCUUGUCCUUGUACUUAUAGAACAGCUUUAACUUAUUAUUUGGAUAUAACUUCAAAUCCACGCACACAUAUUAUGAAAGAAUUAAUAGAAUAUGCAAGUGAUCCAAAGGAUCAAGAAAAAUUAAAGCUUAUGGCAAGCUCAACCCCAGAGGGCAAAAAAGAAUUUCACGAAUGGAUUUUGCGUGACAACCGUAAUAUUGUUCAUAUUUUGGAAGAUUUACCAAGUGUCAAACCUGAUUUGGACCAUUUAUGUGAACUACUCCCACGAUUGCAGUGUCGUUUUUAUUCAAUAUCCUCGUCACCAAAAGUGUACCCAAAAUCUAUUCAUAUUACAACAGUUCUAGUACACUACACUACUCCUACUAAUCGAGUCAAUAAAGGUGUUGCAACUAACUUAUUAGCCCAAAUGAAACCAACCAAUGACAAACUUCCACAACCUACUAUACCUAUUUAUAUUAGACGAUCUCAAUUCAGAUUGCCCCCUAAGAGUCAAACUCCAAUCAUAAUGAUUGGUCCCGGUACAGGAUUAGCACCAUUCCGAGGUUUUAUACAAGAAAGAAAUUAUGCACGUAAAAAAGGUAAAGAAAUAGGAGAAAUGGUUCUGUACUUUGGAUGUCGAAAGAAGGAUGAAGACUUCAUUUAUGAAAAUGAGUUACAAGAAUAUGUUGCUAAUGGAACCUUAACAAAGCUACAUUUGGCAUUUUCGCGUGAUCAACCUGAAAAGCAGUAUGUGACACAUUUGUUAGAACAAAAUGCUGAUGAACUGUGGAAUAUUAUUGGUGAAAAAAAUGGUCAUUUAUAUGUUUGUGGUGAUGCAAGGAGCAUGGCAAAGGAUGUGCAUAAUAUUAUUGAAAAAGUUGUCAUGGAAAAAGGUCAAAUGACCAAUAGUCAGGCAUUCGAUUACGUUAAAAAAAUGGAACAACAGAAAAGAUAUUCUGCUGAUGUGUGGAGCUGAUUUAUGG
Messenger RNA from Acyrthosiphon pisum (pea aphid), 1286 nucleotides. RefSeq names its product NADPH--cytochrome P450 reductase. Gene Ontology annotation, cellular component: cytosol. Gene Ontology annotation, molecular function: FMN binding; flavin adenine dinucleotide binding; NADPH-hemoprotein reductase activity. The transcript is spliced from 8 exons. Bases 143 to 1279 code for a protein of 378 amino acids. The record is from RefSeq and is a predicted model, not a curated record. Lineage: Eukaryota; Metazoa; Arthropoda; Insecta; Hemiptera; Aphididae. Gene Ontology annotation, biological process: response to hormone.